Molecule: messenger RNA, 1630 nt
Organism: Stegastes partitus (bicolor damselfish)
Lineage: Eukaryota; Metazoa; Chordata; Actinopteri; Pomacentridae
Gene: rab25b
Product: RAB25, member RAS oncogene family b
Exons: 5
Coding region: 495-1121 (208 amino acids)
Molecular function (GO): GTPase activity; GTP binding
Source: RefSeq, a predicted model, not a curated record
AGCAGGCCGGGGUAUAAUUAGGUAUUAUGAGGUGGUUUUAAUGGACAGGGAGAGACAGAAAGACUAAUCUAGCAUGCAUGUGCUCACAUUCCUGUAAAUUCAGCAGGGAUGGUUUCACGGUUCCUGGGCUGUCGUUCUGUUAUUUUCUCUGCUGAGACUCAUUAAUCAGAACUGAGCUGCUCGCUAAGCUGCUUCCUGCACGCAGUAACCUGAUCCAGUAGGAGGCGCCUGACAGCCCGCCUCAGUUCUACCUGUCCGAUCGCCCCACUUGCCUAACCUGCUGCAGCUCUGGGACCCGCCUCCGUCGCCACUCCCUGGCUCAGACUCCACCUGCUGCAGCAACAACAGCCUGGAUACAUGUCCUGUUCAAACAAGCCAGCUUUCUCCUCACUAAGGCAGGUCGUGAGUUCUGCAGCCCUGAAGUGUGAGGACUUUUAGCUUUUAGCUUCUUCUUACAUCCUGAGUUCAGACUGGCAACGCUGAAUGGACAGAACAUGGGGUCAGAUGAAGCCUACAACUUUGUCUUUAAGGUGGUUCUAAUAGGAGAAUCUGGUGUCGGAAAAAGCAAUCUGUUGUCCCGCUUCACCAAAAACGAGUUCAACCACGACAGCCGUACGACCAUUGGAGUGGAGUUCAGCACACGGACUGUGCAGCUCAGCGGCUUCACCAUCAAGGCCCAGAUCUGGGACACGGCCGGGCUGGAGCGAUACCGGGCCAUCACUUCUGCGUACUACAGAGGUGCUGUUGGAGCCCUACUGGUGUACGACGUCACCAAACACCUCACCUAUGAGAGUGUGGAGCGCUGGCUAAAGGAGUUGUACGACCAUGCUGACCCCCACAUCGUGGUAAUGCUGGUGGGCAAUAAGACUGACCUGGAGUCCGAGAGGUCUGUGCCCACUGAGGAGGCCAAAGACUUUGCAGAAAAAAAAGGCCUUUUGUUUCUGGAGACCUCUGCCUUGGAGUCGACUAAUGUAGAAGCAGCAUUCAGCGAUGUCUUAGCAGAGAUUCACAAGAAGGUGAGCAGUAAGGAGGUGGUUCGAGGCUCCAUCAGCGCAGUGUCCCUCAACAGCCAUGGAGCAGAAAGCGCAGAGGAGAAGAAGCCCUGCUGUAAGAACAUCUGAUCGCACCAUCCCUAAGGAGCCCAGGGACCCUCAGGGUGGAAGCCUCCUCCUUCACCCACAGUCCUGAGCGACAGCUUUAUGAGAGGCGUCUGACACGGCAACCUUAAGUGCCAACAGAAAUUGGCACUGGUUUAAGCGACUUAGACUGACCUGGUGGCAUGAUGCAUUCAAGAGAUGAUUGAAAGUGUGUAUGAAUGUAGCUGGAAGCCAACACAAGAGUCUCUGCUCACCACUGAGCAAAGGUCAAAGGUGCAACUGUGUUACCUGUAAGAUUAUUUUUCAUCCAUGCAGAAAAUUGGAGACACUUCAACAUAUCAUGCCACAUGUGAUGUUUAAAAUACGUAUAGUUGUUCCAAUGCUUCUACUUAAAAUCAGCAGCUUGUUGUUGGAUAUUUGACAUGGACUGACUGCGUGUUGCUGUCACUGCUGAGUGUGGGCUCCAGCUGAUGACCCACGAUGAGACUGAUUGCAUUUCUGUUGAGAAAUAAAUGAUUUAUGGAGACAAACCA